CUUCUCUUUUCUUGUUUUCGGAGGAAGAGUUCAGCUUAUGCGAUUCGACGGCGAGGGCGAGGCAUUGAUUUUCUUCGAGGGCAAGACGCAGGGAUGGCUGGUGCAACGAGAAGAAGAGCCAAACUCAGAUCAAGUCGUCCAAUCCUUCAUAUAGGGACAGAAGAAAUCGACGGCACAACACAUGUUCCAACAAUGGAAGGGUGCAACAGGUCAUGUUCGCAACCUCAAUCCAAUUUCAGUGCAUCUAAUGCUAAUGGGAUCGAUGUACCUCAAGGAAGUGUGCCUCCUACUGGACCUGGUUCAGAACGCAUACCACAAUCUACAUCAGAGGAAGAAAUUCAAGGUAUUACUAAGAGUCGUGUACGUGGUAGAGGCAAAUAUAAAGGCCUUAACAUGGCAAAGAAAACUAAGUCAAUCAAUGACAAACUGCUUGUGUAUUUUCCUCCUGGUGAAGAAAAUUAUCAACCGGUUGGUCCCAAUGGAAGGCGUUUGAGUAUGUGGUUGGGAUAUUGUGUUCGUUCUGUAACUGAGGCGCCAAUGUAUGGCUGGAAGUCUACCGUAGUUCCUCAAUACAGUAACCAACUAUGGAACAUGGUCACUGAUUACUUUGACGUGAGUUCCGAAAGCCCUCCAAAGCUGAAAAAACUUGAGGAAUUGCAUAAUAGUCCUUCGUCUGAAACUAUUGAAGUGAAGCAAUUCAAGUUCAGGACACAUUGCUUCCAUGUGAUGAAGGAGAGCUAUAGAAAGUGGAAAUCAAGGCUCCGAAAUGAAUACAAACAGUUUGACACCGAUGAGGAAAGAAUGCAGAAAAUCCCUGAAGGUUUAACAGCUGAAAAUUGGGGGAAAAUGCUACAAGUCUUUGCAUCAAAGGAAUUUGUGGAACUAAGUGACAGGAAUACAAAGAAUCGAGCAAAUCAAACACUUGUAGCAUGCACUGGGCCAGUUUCCUUUGCACAAGUGAACUAUGAUAUGAUUGACGAGGAAACUGGUGAAGAAGCAUUAGCUUCUGAGGUUUGGAUGGCUCAGCAUACCUUUCUGAAUGAUAAGAACGAGACUGAGUGGGUCAACAAUGAAUCAUUCCUAGCUUAUCAACAAAUCAGGAGAGUUGAAGAAGAAGUUGUACCAGUUAAUCCAAAUAUUGACGUGCUGAAAGAGGCUUUUAAGACUCGCUCUGGACAUAUUCCUGGUAAAGGAACUGGUUGCAAGUCAAGGAGACAAACAAUAAUCAACCCCCAAAGUGGAAAAGUGCAACAGCUCGAGGAACAAUUGGCCGCUGUGACAACAAGGUUAGAAGACCAAGCUCAACAAAAUCAAGAGCUGACAACAAAAUUGGAAGAUCAAGGGAGGCAAAAUUUGUUGUUGAGCCAAAGGUUUGAGCAAUUAAUGGAAAUGGUACAAAGUCAGCAACAUGGACACUCAUCAGAAGAUACUGAAGAUGAAGAAACUCUUAGUCGAGAAGAGAGGAAUGAAGAAGAAUUUGAAAGGGAGCAACGUUAUCUAAAGGUGCUGCAUCUUAAUAGAAAGAGGAUUUCACCAACAAAACAUUCUUCUGCUGCAAAAAAGAAGAAGUGAUUCUUUGCUUCUUCACGGAAGAUGGAAAAAGAAGCAUCUUUAUGGGUCAGAUUUGGAAUAUGAUGAGAAGAAAAUUAUAUUUAUGAUUAUUUAGGAUUUUGGAUAAUGAUGAUACAUUAAGUCACGAUUGUUUUACCUUUUAAAUUUUUGGAUCUUAUUGAUGUUAUUAUUAUAUGGCCAAUAUAUUAUUUAUUUGAUG
Molecule: messenger RNA, 1771 nt
Organism: Linum tenue
Lineage: Eukaryota; Viridiplantae; Streptophyta; Magnoliopsida; Malpighiales; Linaceae
Source: the annotation of a GenBank genome assembly